Molecule: messenger RNA, 2080 nt
Organism: Pelobates fuscus (common spadefoot toad)
Lineage: Eukaryota; Metazoa; Chordata; Amphibia; Anura; Pelobatidae
Gene: ZC3H10
Product: zinc finger CCCH-type containing 10
Exons: 2
Coding region: 322-1563 (413 amino acids)
Biological process (GO): regulation of RNA splicing
Molecular function (GO): metal ion binding; RNA binding
Source: RefSeq, a predicted model, not a curated record
AGUGGGUGUUGACGUUGGUGGGGGUCUUGGUGUGUCGCACCUUGUGGUGUGCUGGUAAUUCCGUGUUGCCCUUUACAGGUCAAGUACGUUGUGUUGAGACCGUUGUCCGAUCGGGUCAGUUCGGUUAUCGCUUGGUGUCGGUGACCCGCCUUCGCGAGCGGCUAAUUUAGUGUCUGGCUUGAGGUCUCAGUGAGGCCUAGAGAGCAGGCGGCGGAAAGCGCUGUUACGCAGAGCGCUUCUUUGGUGCAGUGCAAACUAAGGCGCAGCGCAGGCGUGGGUGAUUAAAUCCUAUUUUAGUAAGAACCAAGCGCUACUAAAACCAUGCCAAACAGGGAAAAUUAUGCAAAUGGCAGCAGCAGCAGUAGUAGCGGCGAGGAAGCUGGUGCGCCUGUGGAUUUUGUGUGUCGGGACUUUCUGCGCAAUGUUUGCAAGCGAGGAAAGCGCUGCCGCUUCAAGCAUCCAGACUCUAAUGAUGUAUCUGACCUCGGAGUGCAGAAAAAUGAGUUUGUCUUUUGUCAUGACUUUCAAAACAAGGAGUGUGUUCGUCUCAACUGUCGCUUUAUUCAUGGCACCAAGGAUGAUGAAGAACAUUAUAAGAAAACUGGAGAGCUUCCUCCCCGUUUGCGACAAAAAGUGGCAGCUGGUCUUGGCUUGUCUCCCACUGACUUGCCAAACAAAGGUGAGAUUCCAAUUUGUCGUGAUUUCCUAAAGGGUGACUGCCAACGUGGUGAUAGAUGCAAGUUUCGUCACCUUCAACGGGAAUAUGAGUACCAAUAUGAAUACCCAUGUGAUAUACGGGGAGGGGCUAUGAACACAGGAGUGGCCCCUGGAAGUUUAUCUGCAGCUACCACCCGUGCUUAUGAGCACUAUGGUGCUUACGAGGGCCUCCCAGAAACAGAUUACUAUUCCUCUUCUUAUUACCGCUAUGGUGAACGCUUUGAUGAUCCUGUAAUGAAAAGAAGGCGUGUAGGAUAUGAUGGAUAUUAUAGUGCUUCCCCAGUAGAGUAUCGUCUCCUGGAGGAAGAAAAUGUUAUGCUCCGCAGGCGUGUUGAGGACUUGAAAAAGCAAGUUUCUGUCCUGGCUGCAACUAAUGAAGUCUUACUGGACCAAAAUGCACAAUUCCGCAGCCAGGCAAAAGUGGUUACACUAAGCACACUUAGCACUACAGCUCCAACUAGUGAACAGGCUGUUGGCACAGUGACCAACUACAACCAUGGCAUAGCCCAGACCCACACAACCCUGAGUAGCCAGGCAUUGCAGCCCCGAGCAGUCACACAGCAAGAGCUAGUGGCAUCCACUGGUGCACCACCUGCUGCUCAGACCAAUGCAGCUGCUCAGCUGAACCCAGAAAUCACCCCACUUUCUGCAGCGCUGGCGCAAACCAUUGCUCAAGGUAUGGCUCCACCUCCAGUUUCUAUGGCACCAGUGGCAGUCUCUGUUGCACCAGUAGCUGUUUCCAUGGCCCAGCCUCUUCCUGGCAUUACUAUGAGUCACGCCACUACGCCAAUGGUUACCUAUCCCAUUGCCUCACAGAGCAUGCGUAUAACUGCCAUGCCUCACUAAUUAUCCAUACUGCUCCUUGUCUGUAGAUGUUUGGCAGCUAUGGCUUUUAGCUAUAGACAGAGCACUAUCAUUUAAUGUUCAAGUAAUUUGGUCCUCACGUGAUUUUUUUUUUUUUCUUUUUUAGAGCAGAAAUUAAAGCGCUAAAUGCAAAACUGUAGCACACUCAAUAUAUUUUGAAUAUCAAAGUUGGAGGUAGUUUUUUUUUAAGUAUCCUUAAUGUGUUGAAGGAGCUUAUUUUUGUCAAAAUUAUUUGCUUACCAUGACAGCUUUCUACUGUUGACAGCAAUUUUUCUUGUUUCCUUAUAUUUAUAUAGUUCCAUAGUCCUGCGGAAUAGCUCCCAACAUGUAUUGUUAAUCAUGUUGGUAGCCACAUUCUGAACCUGAAAAUAAUAUACAAUUCUUGCGUAGAAGAGCCAGAUUUUGCAGCCCGCAUUGGUGAUACUUUGUUGCUAAUUAUUUUCCACAAAAUAAGGCUCCUUAAUUUUGACAUUUUCAGUUUAAAUUUCUUUUCCAAUGG